CUGUUAAUUAUUCACUGGGCCAGAGGAGAGUUCCUCCCUAUCCAUCUCCAUCAGCUACCCCUGAGCACUCAGCUGCAUGGGUGGAAGUGAGGGAUUUCUUUGGUGGAGCAGCUACUAGUCCACUUCAGGGCACUGUGAUAAGCCCUGAUCUCUGGAGGAACUUGAAUUCUGCACACCAAAGCACCACAACAGAGCCUUUCCCUCUAUUACUACAGGCAACAAGAAAAACAGGCUGUUUGAUCAAAGUUAUCAGCAAAACCCCCUGGGGAACAACAGAGACACUGACUGUUCUUCAUGGAGGUGGCCUUGGAUCUGAAAAGUGAAUAAAACAGACAUUAGUGUCUAAACUGUGAUUUCCUUGAAGUUGUGGAUCUGAUAGUAUUUAACUUAGUGCUUUAUGACAAGCAGGAAUUCAGUGACUGCUUAUUAAAUUGAGUUCUUUUAGCAGAAAAAUGUCAGAGAAGCACCAAGAAAUGCACCCCACAAGAGCUCCAAAUGGGACCCUUUCCAAGAAAGGGGCACUGAGAGCCUGGGCCUUCUCUAGGCUGUGUGGAGUCCCCCAUCCAACUCUGUUCCAAAUGGCACUGGUCACUUCUCUGUUGGCCACCGUUCUUGGUAGAUGUGGCCCCCCACCUGUUUUAUUCUUUGCUACUCCAGCAAAGGAGUUGAACCAGACAGAGUUCACAACUAACACUGUUCUGAAGUACACCUGCCGCCCUGGCUACAUCAGGAUCCAUUCAGAUCAGACGCUUACCUGUAAAGUUAAUGGCCAAUGGCGGUAUGAGGUCUUCUGUAGCAAGAAACAGUGCAGAAAUCCAGGAGAUUUACCUCAUGGCACAAUUGAAGUUAAGACAGAUCUCUUCUUGGGAUCGAAAAUAGAAUUCAGCUGUUCGGAAGGGUUUAACCUAGUUGGCCCAACCACUAGUGUUUGUGAGAUCCAUGAUAAAGGAGUUGAUUGGAGUGUACCUUUCCCAAUAUGUGAAAUUAUUAAGUGUAGGUCCCCUCCAGACAUCAGCAAUGGGAAACACAGUGGUGCAGUCGAAGACCUCUACACAUAUGGCUCCUCGGUUACCUACAGCUGUGACCCCAGCUACUCUCUGUUAGGCAAUCCUUCCAUUUCCUGCACGGUGGUGAAUAAAACAGUAGGUGUCUGGAGCCCAAGCCCUCCAGUCUGUAAAAAAGUCAUCUGUCGCCAGCCAAUUGUUCAAUAUGCAAAUAUUAUUUCUGGAUUUGGACCCAUCUAUACUUUCAAAGAUACCAUUAUGUUUAGCUGCCAGAAAGGUUUUGUCCUCAAAGGGAGCAGUUUAAUCCGUUGUGAAGCUGAUAACAACUGGAAUCCUUCUCCUCCUGUCUGUGAGCCAAACAGUUGUGUGGACAUACCAGACAUUCCAGAUGCUUACUGGGAUUCAUAUAGGAGGCCCAGGAAAGGAGAACUGUAUUCACCUGGAACAGUGUUCAAGUACAGCUGUCACAGUGGCUACGUACCAGCUACACAUGAGUCCACAACUGUGACUUGCCAGAGUGAUUUCAAAUGGAGCCCAUUCAGAGGGUGCAAGAAGGUGUGCUGCCCAGCGCCAGAGGUGAACAAUGGUAGAAGCAUGAGGGCAGCAGAUUCUUAUAGCACUGACUGUCCUUUUUCCUACAACAAUAUAUUCCAGUAUAGAUGUGACAGUGACAGGCAAUAUUAUACAUCUACAUGCCAAGCAGAUGGCACAUGGAAACCCCGCGUAUUUUGUGGUCAAGCCUGUCAUGUACCUCCUGAAAUUGCCCAUGGACGUUAUAGAAAAGAAGGUGGCUAUUUAUCAGCUUUAUCAUAUGUAUAUGAAUGUGAUGAUGGUUAUACACUGGUUGGACAAAAUACUAUCACCUGUAAGAAUUCACUGUUGUCGUCUGAAGCACCCCAAUGUAAAGCUCAGUGUCUGAAACCAAAGAUAGAAAAUGGAAAGCUGUCUGUGGAUAAGCCUCAGUAUAUUGAACCUGAAAAUGUCACCAUUCAUUGUGACUCUGGCUUUAAAUUGGAGGGUUCUCCGAGUAUUACUUGCUCAGAGAAAGGAACAUGGCACCCAGGGGUGCCCAAGUGUGAGUGGGAGGUACCAGAAAACUGUGAACAGGUGAUCGUAGGCAAAAAGCUCAUGAAGUGCCUCUCAAACCCAGAUGAAGCGCAGAUGGCCCUGCAGUUGUAUAAGCUGUCUCUGGAGGCUGAACUACUGCGACUACAAAUAGUCAAGGCAAGACAGGGGUCAUAGCUGUUAUGUUCCCCAAAAGAGGGUGGAAAAGGAUGCCUGGAUGCUUUGCUGUCUCCAGUUCCCUGUAGACCAAUUUAGUAAGUCUUCUGUCACGUUGCACUUUUAUUCAUGACAAUGAAUACCUAGAGAAGAUAAUUUUUAAAGUCCAGUGCUUUGUGAUUAUGGAAUUACUGAUCAUCUGUGCCUCGUAUAUUUGCUUCUCUGCAUGCAAAGUGUACAUUUUUCAAUUAAAAAUUUACAUGUCAAAAAUA
Cavia porcellus (domestic guinea pig) is the source of this 2497-nucleotide messenger RNA. RefSeq names its product complement component 4 binding protein alpha (gene C4bpa). Lineage: Eukaryota; Metazoa; Chordata; Mammalia; Rodentia; Caviidae. The transcript is spliced from 13 exons. The record is from RefSeq and is a predicted model, not a curated record. The coding region runs from base 453 to 2246 and encodes 597 amino acids. Gene Ontology annotation, cellular component: plasma membrane. Gene Ontology annotation, biological process: negative regulation of complement activation, classical pathway; T cell mediated immunity.